Ambispora gerdemannii is the source of this 795-nucleotide messenger RNA. The record is from the annotation of a GenBank genome assembly. NCBI's taxonomy places the organism in Eukaryota, Fungi, Glomeromycota, Glomeromycetes, Archaeosporales, Ambisporaceae.
AUGAAAAAACAUUUAUCGCAGGAAAGUCCAGGGAGCAAGUCUCCAAAUCAUAACAUUUAUGUGUCUGAGGAGCCUGAUGAAAUUGAGCCCACUAAAAGUCAGUGUAUAGAGCAAGGAUUAACGAAACAAUUGCAAUGUAAUAGAGACAUUGUCUCACCAGUUUCCUUAGAGAUUACGGAGCAUCAAUUAUCUCAAGUUACAAUGCAGAGAUUAGUCUGUUUAUUCCAAAAUGCAAUACGGGCUAGACAUGAAGAAAUCCUAUCUUGGUACUAUUACUCUGAUAGUUUUGAAAAUAAAGUUAUCGAAAUUUGCCAUGAGACUGGUGUUACAGAUAAAACUGCUAGAACACAAUUAUACAAGGAAAUGUUAAGUCAUCUACCUGGUAUUACAUCGGGAAACUUGCGUAUGAAAACUUUAAGAGCCAAGAAAAUUCGGAUGUUAUUUGGAAAAAAUGGAGUUGGAAUAGAAAAAAUUAAGCAAGUUACCUAUAGUAUAUAUGCCAUUUCAAGCCUUACUAAUAGUCAAAUUCAAAACGUUAUCAAGAAUGUAACUUCAGUAGAACCAUUAUUGAUAAAUCAUAAUCAUGUAAUUUCAAAAACUGUCACGAAAUGUGACGAUCAGACUAAUGCAAAGAUAAGUGUCUCAUCUAAUAAUAUAUUGCCGGAAAAUAAGAUGUGCAUUGGCACUAGCUCUGCUAUCCCAUCUAUAGAUCAUGCAAGUGUAUCAUCUAUACCAUCUGCCUUAAAACCCAUUACUGAGAAAGCCUUACCUGAAAAGCAGAAUAAUCUAAUCUAA